This is a messenger RNA of Ochotona curzoniae (black-lipped pika), 5147 nucleotides long. It is a transcript of the gene TMEM94, whose product is annotated as transmembrane protein 94. The transcript has 32 exons. The coding region runs from base 192 to 4277 and encodes 1361 amino acids. The record is from RefSeq and is a predicted model, not a curated record. NCBI's taxonomy places the organism in Eukaryota, Metazoa, Chordata, Mammalia, Lagomorpha, Ochotonidae.
GGCUGCGGCCCCUGGAGGAGGGGACGUGAAGUGAGGAGGGGGCUGGGAGGGGACAGGACGCGGGCGAGGAACUCGAGCCCCUGAGCUCUGAUGCCUGUGACAUCGUUGCUGAGGUUUGUCCAUGCUUGGAAGGAGCCUUGCUUUCGGGAGUGACCACAUUUAUCUGGGCAUGCCUGCAGCACUCUGGGCCCAUGGACCUGCAGGAGCAGCAUCUGGGAGAGCCCCCCUCGGCCCUGGGCCUGUCCACCCGGAAAGCCCUGAGCAUCCUGAAGGAACAGCUGGAGGCGGUGCUGGAUGGACACCUCAGGGAGCGCAACAAGUGUCAGACGUGGAAGGAGGCGUGGAGAAGCAGCUUUCUGCACCACAGUAACCGCUGCUCCUGUUUCCAUUGGCCGGGGGCCUCACUGAUGCUGCUGGCCGCGCUGCUGCUGCUCGGCUGUCAUGGGGGCCAGCCAGCGGGGAGUGCUGGAGUGGAGCUGGUGAACGCCUUGGCGCUGUUUCUGCUGCUGCUUCUUACCCUCGUUCUCACGUGGUGGCAAGCCUGGCUGAAGCGUCGGGAGGUAGAGCGGAGGCUCCGUGGGAUCAUCGACCAGAUCCAAGAUGCGCUUAGGGAUGACAAGGAGAUCAAGUGGCCCAAUACCCUGUAUCCAGACCUCCACAUGCCCUUUGCACCAUCCUGGUCCCUGCACUGGGCCUAUCGGGAUGGACAUCUGGUCAACCUGCCAGUCAGCCUGUUGGUGGAAGGAGACAUCAUAGCCCUGAGACCUGGCCAAGAGUCUUUUGCAUCUCUGAGAGGGAUCAAGGAUGAUGAGCACAUUGUCCUGGAGCCAGGGGACCUGUUUCCGCCUUUCUCCCCACCACCCUCACCCCGGGGAGAAGUGAAGAAAGGACCCCAGAACCCCCAGCAGCACCGGCUCUUCCGCGUCCUGGAGACCCCUGUGAUUGACAAUGUCAGAUGGUCCCUGGACAUGGCCCUGUCCCGCCCAGUCACUGCUCUGGACAAUGAGAGGUUCACAGUGCAGUGCGGGAUGCUGCACUAUGCUGUGCCUGUGGUCUUGGCUGGAUUCCUGCUCACCAAUGCCCUGCGCUUCAUAUUCCAUGCUCCCGGGGUCACCUCCUGGCAGUACACACUCCUCCAGCUGCAGGUGAACGGCAUGCUGCCUGUCCUCCCCCUGCUCUUUCCGGUCCUCUGGGUUCUCGCAACGGCCUGUGGAGAAGCCCGUGUCCUGGCCCAGAUGAGCAAGGCCUCGCCCAGCUCCCUGCUGGCCAAGUUCUCGGAGGACACUCUCAGCAGCUACACAGAAGCCACCUCCUCCCAGGAGAUGCUGCGCUGCAUUUGGGGCCACUUCCUCAGGGUGAUCCGGGGGACGUCGCCAACACUGAGCCACAGUUCCAGCCUGUUGCAUAGCUUGGGCUCGGUCACGGUCCUGUGCUGUGUAGACAAACAGGGGAUCCUGUCCUGGCCAAACCCCAGCCCGGAGACAGUGCUGUUCUUCAGUGGGAAGGUAGAGCCCCCUCACAGCAGCCACGAGGACCUCCCAGAUGACCUGUCUACCCGCUCCUUUUGCCAUCCGGACGUCGAGGAAGAGCCCCAUGAACAAGAUGCCCUCCUGGCUGGUUCCCUGAGCAAUUCCCUGCACCUUUCCAACGAGCAGGAGCAUGGUGACUGGCCUGGCGAUGGCACCAAGCCCCCCGAGCCCCAGCCUCGCCACAAGAUGCAUGGCCGCAGCAAACACCCAUCUGGCUCCAGUGUGAGCUUCAGCAGGGACACCGAGGGUGGCGAGGAGGAGGCUGCCAAGGCCCAGCCUGGGACGGAGAGGGACCCCUAUGAGGCUGAGGAUUUUGUGUGUGACUACCAUCUAGAGAUGCUGAGCCUGUCCCAGGACCAGCAAAACCCUUCCUGUAUCCAGUUUGAUGACACCAAUUGGCAGCUGCACCUCACUUCCCUCAAACCGUUGGGCCUCAAUGUGCUGCUGAACCUGUGCAACGCCAGCGUGACCGAGCGCUUGUGCCGCUUCUCAGACCACCUGUGCAACAUUGCGCUGCAGGAGAGCCACAGUGCCGUGCUCCCUGUGCACGUGCCCUGGGGCCUCUGCGAGCUGGCCCGCCUCAUUGGUUUCACUCCUGGGGCCAAGGAGCUCUUCAAGCAGCAGAAUCACUUGGCACUGUACCGCCUCCCCAGCGCAGAGACAGUGAAGGAGACCUCGCUAGGGCGGCUCUCGUGUGUCACCAAGCGGCGGCCUCCCCUCAGCCACAUGAUCAGCCUCUUCAUCAAGGACACCACCACCAGCACAGAGCAGAUGCUGUCCCAUGGCACGGCCGAUGUGGUCCUGGAGGCCUGCACAGACUUCUGGGAUGGAGCUGACAUUUACCCCCUCUCAGGUUCUGACAGAAAGAAAGUGCUAGAUUUCUACCAGCGAGCUUGCCUGUCUGGUUAUUGCUCCGCUUUCGCCUACAAGCCAAUGAACUGCACCCUGUCCUCUCAACUCAACGGCAAAUGCAUUGAGCUGGUGCAGGUGCCUGGCCAGAGCAGCAGCAUCUACACCAUGUGCGAGCUACCUAGCACCAUCCCCAUCAAGCCGAGCACCCGCCGCAGCAGCUGGAGUUCUGACGAAGGGAUCGGGGAGGUGCUGGAGAAGGAAGACUGCAUGCAGGCCCUGAGCGGCCAGAUCUUCAUGGGCAUGGUGUCCUCCCAGUACCAGGCCCGGCUGGACAUUGUGCGCCUCAUCGACGGGCUGGUCAAUGCCUGCAUCCGCUUUGUCUACUUCUCCUUGGAGGAUGAGCUCAAAAGCAAGGUGUUUGCAGAGAAGAUGGGUCUGGAGACAGGCUGGAACUGCCACAUCUCUCUCACACCCAAUGGGGACAUGCCUGGCUCCGAUAUCCCCCCCUCCAGCCCCAGCCACGCAGGCUCCCUGCAUGAUGACCUCAAUCAGGUGUCCCGGGAGGACGCCGAGGGACUCCUGCUCAUGGAGGAGGAAGGUCACUCGGACCUCAUCAGCUUCCAACCCACAGACAGCGACAUCCCCAGCUUCCUGGAAGACUGCAACCGGGCCAAGCUGCCCCGGGGCAUCCACCAGGUGCGGCCUCACCUGCAGAACAUCGACAACGUGCCUCUGCUGGUGCCCCUCUUCACUGACUGUACCCCUGAGACCAUGUGUGAGAUGAUCAAGAUCAUGCAGGAAUAUGGUGAGGUGACCUGCUGCCUGGGCAGCUCUGCCAACCUGCGUAAUAGCUGCCUCUUCCUCCAGAGUGACAUCAGCAUUGCCCUGGAUCCCCUGUACCCUUCCCGUUGUUCCUGGGAGACCUUUGGCUAUGCCACCAGCACCAACAUGGCCCAGGCCUCCGAGGGCCUUUCUCCCCUCCAGCUGUCAGGACAGCUCAAUAGCCUACCCUGCUCCCUGACUUUCCGCCAGGAGGAGACCAUCAGCAUCAUCCGGCUCAUCGAGCAGGCCCGGCAUGCCACCUACGGCAUCCGUAAGUGCUUCCUCUUCUUGCUGCAGUGCCAGCUGACCCUAGUGGUCAUCCAGUUCCUCUCCUGCCUGGUUCAGCUACCCCCACUGCUGAGUACCACUGACAUCCUGUGGCUGUCGUGUUUCUGCUAUCCUCUGCUCAGCAUCUCUCUCCUGGGGAAACCCCCCCACAGCUCCAUCAUGUCUAUGGCCACAGGGAAAAACCUUCACUCCAUUCCUAAGAAGACCCAGCACUACUUCCUGCUCUGCUUCUUGCUCAAGUUCAGCCUCACCAUCACCUCGUGUCUCAUCUGCUUUGGCUUCACACUGCAGAGCUUCUGUGACAGCGCCCGAGUGCGGAACCUCACCAACUGUUCCUCCAUCCUGCUGCGCAGUGAUGACACCAGGGCUCCAGCCUGGUUUGAGGAUUUUGCCAACGGGCUGCUGUCGGCUCAGAAGCUCACGGCUGCUCUGAUUGUCCUGCACACUGUCUUCAUCUCCAUCACCCACGUGCAUCGUACCAAGCCCCUGUGGAGAAAGAGCCCCCUGACGAACCUCUGGUGGGCUGUGACGGUGCCUGUGAUCCUGCUGGGCCAGGUGGUCCAGACAGUGGUGGACCUGCAGCUGUGGACACAUAGGGAAAGCCGCAUCCACUUUGGCCUGGAGGAUGUGCCCCUGCUGACGUGGCUCCUGGGCUGCCUGUCCCUGGUCCUCGUGGUGGUCACCAACGAGGUUGUGAAGUUGCACGAGAUCCGGGUCCGUGUCCGCUACCAGAAGCGACAGAAGCUGCAGUUUGAAACCAAGCUGGGCAUGAACUCUCCCUUCUGAGUCACCGGCGUGCACCCUGGCCCAUUUGAGCCUAAGGGUUGGUAUCAUCAAGGUUUCAGGGUUUGUUCUUACACCCUGUGAAGUUGGAUGGUUUCCUGAAAGUGACAGGACACCCCAACCCUCCCCCUGGAUACUCUUGAAUGUAGAGGGGCCCUCAGCACCCAUGCCCAUGAGCGCCCCCUCCCCAACACCUCUGCUUUUGUUGCCAGAUGUGGCCUCAUAGUCAGGGCCUGACCGGCUCAGCCCUUGCUGGGAGAGCUGAAUGGGGUGGUGACAUACCCUCCCUGCCACUGCACACCCUAUCUUCCUUGCACGAGGCCUGGGUGAGGCCCCUAGGACCCCUCCUAUGAGCCUGAUGGAGAAGGCCCCCUUCCCGCAGCCUUCUUGUGCCUGUGCUCAUGGGGUACCUGGCCCAGGGCUCCCAUGGCUCUGCCCCAACUCCCCUGUGAGAUGUUUUUUACUGGGAUGUAUUUUUUAUUGGAAAUGAGCCUUUUAGGGAUGAAUGUAGACUGUUUGUAUUAAAAAGACCUGUGGCUGGACCCUGAGGCAGUCACCAGGGGGUCCACACCUCCCCCUAGGGCUGUGGGUACUGAAGGGAAUCACUCCCUCCGUCUACAUCAAUGGGUGACCCCAAGUUUGGACUUGGGGGUGAUCCCUGGGCACAGAGGCAGACACACACAACCAUUGCAUGGAAUGACAUUUUCAUUGGUGUUAGUUGGGGGAGGGGUUCAAGGUUACAGAACCAGGGCCUGUACCAGCUGGGCCAGGCCUCCAGCCCUGGUGGGGGCAUUGGGCACAGCUGGACUCCCAAACCCCUCUCCCACUGUGUCUUCUCAGGCAGUUAAUAGAUAGAAUAAAUUUCAUUUAAAA